AUGGCGGAGGAGGAAGGCGAUGUGGCUGAGGAGGAUGUGUUCCUGGCGUUUGCCAGGCGUCCUUGUCCUCCCAGAGGUCCCCUGCGUCGGGCCUUGGACAAGGCCUUCUUUAUCUUCCUGGUCCUCUUCCUGAUGCUACUGACACUGGAGGCUGUUUAUAAGCUGCUGUGGCUGCUACCGUGGGCAAAGUUUGGGGACUGGCUCCUGAGAACACCUCAGAAGGAGGAGGAGCUGGAAUUGUGAC
Molecule: messenger RNA, 244 nt
Organism: Acinonyx jubatus (cheetah)
Lineage: Eukaryota; Metazoa; Chordata; Mammalia; Carnivora; Felidae
Gene: SMIM40
Product: small integral membrane protein 40
Exons: 1
Coding region: 1-243 (80 amino acids)
Source: RefSeq, a predicted model, not a curated record